AUGGGCUGCGGAAACGCCAAGGUGCUGCCCAAGGGCUACGGCAGCGUGGUGCAGUCACUGGUGGCCUUCAGCAGAGCGCCGCCUGACCGCCCUGGCGGGGACCAGGACCUGAAGACCAGAGUGGAGAGGGGGGACUGGUUUUCCACAAAAGGAAAGAAUCCACCAUCGGAGCAGCGGCACCCGGUUGAGGCGGAGACAUACAAGGACACGUUUGAUGCCCGUGUCACGGCCAGAUACCACAUCAAGGCCCUGAUCGGACGAGGCAGCUUCAGCCGGGUGGUGCGGGCCGAGCACAGGACCAGCCGCCGCCCAUUCGCUAUAAAGCUGAUGGAGGUGGAGGCCCCCCAGGCGCGAGAGGUGUGCGAGGUCGAGCUGGCGGUGCUGCGGCGAGUCAAUCACGACAACUUGAUGCGAUUGGUCGAGGUUUUCCAGGGGCAGCGACGGGUCUACAUGGUGCUGGAGUUGGCCACCGGUGGUGAGCUGUUGGACCGCGUGGUCAGUAGGGGGCACUACACCGAGAAGGACGCCACCCGGGCCCUCCAGAUGGUACUUGCCGGGGUGGGCUACCUCCAUUCCCUGGGUAUCACUCAUCGAGAUUUGAAACCUGAGAAUCUUCUUUACUACCACCCGGGCGACGACGCCCGCUUGCUGGUAACUGACUUUGGGCUGGCUACUUUUAGCGGGUCCGGGGCGUCAAUUGGUACCGGGGGUAGCAGCACCUGGUCCUUAAGAACCACAUGUGGAACCCCAGAGUACAUGGCCCCGGAGGUUGUGCUGAGGAGACCCUAUUCCUGCGCUGUGGACAUGUGGGCUUUGGGGGUGAUCGCCUACGUGGUGCUGAGUGGGUCCAUGCCCUUUGAGGACGAGUCCCGCAGUCGACUCUACCGGUCCAUUCUCCGAGGAAAAUGCAGCUUCCAUGGAGAGCCUUGGCCGUCUGUGUCCAAACUUGCCAAGGAUUUCAUCCGGGGUCUGCUGGAAGCGGAUCCAGCUCGUCGUCCGACCGCCGACCAAACCCUCCGUCACCCUUGGGUGGUUACCAUGGCCUCCAGCUCCUCCAUGAAGAACCUCCAUGGAUCCAUAUCCCAGAACCUGCGGCAGAGGGCGUCUCGGAACUCCUCGCGGUGCCAGAGCCGAGGAGGAGGACCUGCUAGACUUCCAGCUGGGAUGUGA
Messenger RNA from Doryrhamphus excisus (bluestripe pipefish), 1170 nucleotides. The record is from RefSeq and is a predicted model, not a curated record. Lineage: Eukaryota; Metazoa; Chordata; Actinopteri; Syngnathiformes; Syngnathidae.